Molecule: messenger RNA, 1946 nt
Organism: Paramormyrops kingsleyae
Lineage: Eukaryota; Metazoa; Chordata; Actinopteri; Osteoglossiformes; Mormyridae
Source: RefSeq, a predicted model, not a curated record
AAGUUGCUGAUUCCGUUCCAGUCAGGAACAAAAUUAUUCUUAGGUUUAGUUUCCUUUUUCAUCGGUAUGCGGUGGUGUGACUGGGUUUUAGAAGAAGAUGGCAGAUAUGUUGACUCUUUUCGCCUCCAUAGGACUAAGUGAUCAGAAAGCCAAGGAAACUUUGAAAAAUGAAUCACUCAGCGUGGCGCUCAAGCAAGCAAUUUCUCGGGCUCAAGAGAUCCUGGGGCCCGCGGGUGUGGACAAAGCCAUGGGUACGCUGCUGUACAGCAUGGCCUCUCGUCUGAAGGAUGCCCAUCACCUUCGUUUCCUCACUGAACAAAUCGUCCACCGCAAGAUCACUACAGAUUUGCAGCUGUCAGCUGCUCUGGAUUUUCUGAAGAAUCAUUCUCAGGGUGCCGUCGUUCAGGAGGAUUUUGACGCCGCGUGUGGUGUUGGAGUUGUCAUCACCCCAGAGCAGAUCGAGGAUGCGGUGGAGGUGGUGAUCAAUAAACACAAAGAUCAGCUUCUCAAAGAGAGAUAUCGCUUCAACAUGGGACUGCUGAUGGGUGAGGUCAUGCGCACAGCCUGUCUUAAGAUGAUGCCGGGCAGUCUGCAUGUUAUAUACCGGGGUGCGGCUCCGGUCUUGUUGAUGCUGCAAUCAGACAUGGCGCAGAAAAGUAUUAAUCUGGUUCCUACUCUUUUUAGGUGUAUUUAUCCAACCUAUGAUUACACACACUGCCUGUGUGACUCAAUCGAGAACAUCUCUCACUCCCUGUGUACCAAAGAGUUUCAGGCCAGGCGUUCCUCCUACUACUGGCUAUGCAACGCCCUGGACGUGUAUUGCCCUGUGCAGUGGGAAUAUGGCCGCCUUAACCUCACCUACACCGUUGUCUCCAAAAGGAAGAUCAUCAAGCUGGUGGAGACGGGGGCCGUCAGGGACUGGGAUGACCCGCGUCUUUUCACACUGACCGCUUUGAGGAGGAGGGGCUUCCCUUCACAGGCCAUCAACAACUUUUGUGCACGGGUUGGCGUGACCGUUGCCCAGACAACAAUGGAGCCUCACAUGUUGGAGGCCUGCGUGAGGGACGUGCUCAACGACACGGCCCCACGUGUCAUGGCCGUGCUUGAGCCGCUCAAGGUCACCAUCACGAACCUGCCCCAUGACAUGGAGACUCAGAUUCGGGUCCCAGAUUUCCCAGCCGAUGAGGCGCGAGGCAGUCACACCGUUCCUUUCACACGUACCAUCUACAUCGAGCGCGCCGACUUCAGAGAGGUAAUGGAGAAGGGCUACAAGCGACUGACCCCUGAUCAGCCAGUGGGUCUCAGGCAUGCUGGCUAUGUCAUCACCCUCCAGCGGGCCAUUAAGGAUGAAAAUGGAAAGGUGGUAGAGCUGGAGGUCACUUGCUCGAGCACGGUCACAGCCGAGAAGCCCAAAGCCUUCGUUCACUGGGUCAGCCGGCCUCUGCAGUGUGAAGUCCGCCUGUAUGAGCGCCUAUUUCUGCAUAGUCACCCGGAAGAUCCACAAGUAGUGCCUGGGGGGUUUCUGAGCGACAUCAACCCUGAUUCCCUGCAGGUGAUUGACAAUGCCAUAGUGGAUCGUUCAGUCAGUGGAGCGAAGGUGUUUGAUAAGUUCCAGUUUGAGAGACUGGGCUACUUCUCCAUGGACCCCGACAGCACCAAGGAGAAGCUGGUUUUCAACAGGACAGUGACACUGAAAGAAGAUCCAGGAAAGAUCUGAUUUGGUACUUGUUGACAUAUCAGUCAAGACCUUUUUUUAGUUCCGGAACCUUUUUCUCCUGAAUUUGUACUUUUUCUCUGGUCUGGAGUCUAUGAGCCCAGUUACUGUCCCUGCCUUAUAUUUACUAAUGUUGCAUAGCGUUUAGCCACCUGGACACCUGGCAAGCUUGCAUCUUUGAAUUAUGGUAAUAAAAUAUAAAUAAAUAUUGGUUUUGUUUUUAAAUUAUGAA